CUCCUCCCAAACGAGGCCUUACUGACCUUCUGGUAUCUUCCCCUCUCUUUCCCUCAUUGGCAAGCGGGCCGGUGGACUGUAAUUUCCUAAAUCCGUGAAUUCACAUUUCAAUUUUUGUAGCUUUUCGGUCACUGCUUCAAUUUCCAUUUUAUUCUUCCCUAAUUUCAUCAUUAUAUUCCUCUCUGCCUGAGCCUGUGUGUUAUUCUUCAAGAAUCAAAACCAAUUUGAUUGAUUAUAUUUCCGAUGGCUUUUAUGGACACAGAAAACGCUUCCUCCUCCUCUUCUUCUUCUUCUUCUACGCCCGGAUGGAAAUACGACGUCUUUCUCAGUUUCAGAGGCACCGACACCCGCAAAAACUUCACAGACCAUCUAUACGCGGCGUUGAGUCAGAAAGGCAUAUUCACAUUCAGGGACGAUGAAAAGCUUGAGCGAGGAACGUUCAUUGCCCCUGAGCUCUUGUCAGCAAUUGAAGACUCGAGAUUUGCUGUUGUGAUUCUCUCCAGAGACUACGCUUCGUCGAGUUGGUGCUUGAUUGAGCUAGCGAAGAUAGUUGAGUGCAUGGAAAAGAAGGGGCUCAUAGUCCUGCCAGUUUUCCACUACGUGGAUCCUAGUGAUGUGCGCAAUCAGAGAGGGGCUUUUGCUGAAGCGUUUGUUAAACACCAAGAGCGUUUCAAAGAUAAGAUAGAGGAUGUGUAUACGUGGAGAGCUGCUUUGACACAAGUUGCUAGUAUUGCUGGAUGGGAUUUACACGAUAAACAUGAGGCAAAAGUUAUUGAAGAGAUGGUCAGAAAAAUACUUGGUAAAUUGAAUUCUACAUACUCUGUUGUUCACAAGGAUCUUGUUGGAAUAAACUCUCGUAUGGAGGAAAUGGUGAACUUAUUAGCCAUAGGGUUGAAUGAUGUUCGCUUUGUAGGAAUUUGUGGUAUGGGUGGAAUGGGCAAAACUACUCUAGCACGACUCAUUUAUAACAAACUUCAUUAUUGUUUUGAAGGUAGCAGCUUUAUUGCAAAUGUUAGAGAGGAAAGUAAAAAACAUGGUCUAGUUCCUUUACAGAAACGACUUCUUGCUGAUAUCUUCCUUGAAAAGAAUAUUGAUUUUCUAGAUGUUCAAUGGGGAAUCAAUAUGAUAGGGAAAAGAUUAUGUCAUAAAAGGGUUCUUGUCAUUCUUGAUGAUGUGGAUCAACUUGAUCAAUUAGAAGCAUUAGUAGGUGAGCGAAAUUGGUUUGGUCAAGGAAGCAGAAUCAUUAUAACAACUAGAUAUCAACAUCUAUUGAUAAGGCAUGAAGUGGUUAGAGUUGAAAUAUACAAGGCUAGGAAACUGAAUGACGAUGAAGCUCUACAUUUCUUUAGUUUGAAAGCCUUUAAGAAGGAUUAUCCAUUAGAAGGUUAUGAGGACUUAUCCCAGAAGGUUAUUUGUUAUGCUCAAGGCCUUCCUUUGGCUCUUGAAGUUUUAGGUCGAUUCCUAUUUCGUAGAAGUGUAGAUGAAUGGGAAAGUGCACUAUGUAGGCUAAAAGAAAGUCCUGAAAGACAAAUUUCGGAUGUUCUUAAAAUAACUUUUGAUGGCUUGAGGGAAAGAGAGAAAAACAUAUUUUUAGACAUUGCUUGUUUCUUUAAGGGAAUGGAAGAAGAUCAUGUUGUAAAUAUAUUACAAGCUCUCUAUGACAAGCCAAAAAUUGAUAUAGUUGUUCUUCUGGAAAAGUCUCUCAUAACUAUCUCAUUUGGAAAAUUUUGGAUGCAUGAUUUGCUACAAGAAUUGGGUAAGGAAAUUGUUCGCUGUGAAUCCCCUGAAGAGCCUGGCCGACGUAGUAGGUUGUGGCUUACAGAGGAUGUCAUUCAUGUAUUGAAAUGUAAUACGGGAAAAGAAGUAGUUAAAAGCAUAUUUCUUGACUCACCUCCAAGAAAAGAGGAACGCUUGAAUGCUGAAGCCUUCUCAAAGAUGAAAAACUUGAGAUUACUUAAAAUCAGUAAUGUGCACUUUCCUCAAGGGCUCAAGUAUCUUUCUAGCGAGUUACGUUUUAUUCACUGGGAUGGAUAUCCUUUAGAAUCCAUGCCAACAAGUUUUGAGCCAGAAAAACUUGUUGAACUCAUUAUGCCUUGCAGCCUUGUCAAAGGAUUAUGGAAAGGAAUCAAGAGUUUAGAGAGGUUAAAACUCAUUGACCUUCGUGACUCUUGGAACUUGAUUGAGACUCCGGACUUCACUGAAGUCCCAAAUCUUGAGCAGUUGAUUCUUCAACAUUGUACAAGAUUGUCAAAGAUUCAUGAAUCCCUUGGAGAACUCAAACGGCUUAUUCUAUUAGAUUUGAAUGGUUGUAAAUGUCUUAAAAGCCUUCCACACAAGAUUAGCCUGGAGUCACUUAAAGUUUUUAUUCUUUCUGGCUGUUCAAGACUAAAAACGUUUCCGGAGAUUGUGGGAAAUAUGUCAUGUUUGUUGGAACUUUAUUUGGAUGGAACUGCUAUAGAAGAACUUCCAUUAUCAGUUGAGUGUUUAACCGGCCUUAUUAAAUUGGAUCUAAGUGGAAGUGCUAUAAGAGAAUGGUCCCGCACUUUUCCCUCCAACAAUCUUAAAAUACUUUCUCUCUCUGGAUGUGAAGCACUAUUAUCUAAAUCAUCGAAUAGGUUUUUCAACUUUCCUCUAAUGCCAAGAAGAAGUACUUGUCCCAUGGGCAUGUUACAGCGUUCUUUAUCAGGCUUAUGCUCUUUGACCCAGCUGGAUCUAAGUUAUUGCAAUCUUCAAGCAAUCCCCGAUGUUCUUGGUUGCCUAUCCUCUUUAACAGAAUUAUAUCUAAUGGGAAAUAAUUUUGUUGGUCUUCCUAAAAGUAUCAUUCGACUAUCUAAUCUAGAAUUUCUUUUUUUGAGUGGUUGCACAUUUCUUCGAUCAUUGCCAGAGCUUCCAAUUAAUAUUGGUUAUAUUCUAGCAGAAGGUUGUACAUCAUUAGAAACAUUACCAUUAAGACCAGAAGAUUCUUUUAAGCCAUAUCUCUCUCUUUUCAAUUGUGUAAAAUUGAUUGACAAUCAAGGCUACGACGACAUGUUGUUAACAAUGCUAAGACAUUACUUUCAGGGCAACUUUAAAGAGACAUCUGGAUAUGAUAUGAUCAUUCCUGGAAGUAAAAUCCCAAAAUGGUUUAGUUAUCAUAGUGAGGGGGCUUCACUGAAUUUGCAAGUGCCUUCGUUAUUAUGUAAUAAAUUGAUGGGGAUCGUUCUGUGUGUUGUUUUUGCACUCCGUGAGCAUCAUCCACUUGACCUAAUUGAUUCGGCAAAUUGGGGGUUUCUUAGAAUUACGCAUCAGCUUACCUGUUCCUUUAAAGUCAAUGGAUAUGACAAACCCAAUAAAAAAGAGUAUUGUUUUUCCGAACAAUAUGGUAAGAUUGAAUCGAAUCACCUUUGGGUGAGUUAUGUUCCCCCCCCAUACUUCAAUCAGGUGGAGGAAUUAAGUCAAAUUGACGCCAAGGUGGAGGAAUUAAGUCAAAUUGAUGCCAAUGGAUUCAAUAAGAUUGAGUUUGAAUUUGAAACCUUCGGUCCAGGAUUGGAGAUUAAGAAAUGUGGGGUCCAUUUGGUAUUCAAGGAAAAUAUUGAAGAUUGCAACCAAACUAUGGCUCAGUGCAGCAAUAGCAACAUCACUCCUUAUGAGGAUGAAUUUGAUGAUUCAGCAAAAGAUUCAAAAAAUAAGCGUAGGCGUAGCCAUGAUGACUAUGAUGGGGCUAGACCUAGUGAAGAAGGUAGCUUUAAUGACCUACUGCACCCAAAGAGAAUACGGCUCCCUAAUAUCAUUGAAAGAUUUGUGCCACGUUUGGGAAAUUUGAUUGGGAAUUUAAGCACACAAGAUGACUCUGACGAUGAGAAAUCCCAGUAAAAAUGGUAGCUUUGAUGAAUUCAAAAGGCAAAUAAACUUCCUCCUCUAAAAUUUUUGUAAGCCACCACCUUGCCUUCUUUCACAGACCUUGGUAGUUGCAUAUUUCUUUCUUUUUUUUAUUGAUUGGGCAUAUGCUUGCAUUUAUUUUUAUAUUUCACUUGCAAUUUUGCCAUGCAUGUGGCAUUCUCUUUAAUUUUUUCUGAGCCUAGCUGUUACGACAAGUGAAGGCCAAAAAUUGGUAGAAUGUGUAUCUUCAAACUGUAGGACAUGCUCUUCUUGUUAGUAUUAUGUAUAAAACCUUUUCUAGAUUUGAUUUUUUACAGGUUCUGGGGAGAGUUGAGGCAAUGCAUGAGUCAGUUUGGUGAACUAGAAAAUGCAAUGGUGAAUUGGUGAUGAAGCUUGGUGACUAACUGGUUUCUGCUAUGGUUGUGGGAUCGCACAAGAAGAUGUUCUUGUGGAUUUAGCUUUCACAUUUUAACUCUUCAGAAGAUUCCUAGGUAUUGAGCUUCUAGAAAGUUAAUUUAAUCAAGGUAAGUAGAGCAACUGGACAUUCUAUUAUCUGAUAUUCAUGCUGUCAGAAAAUACUUGUAGCACAGCAUACCCAUAAUGGGAGGACACUUAGGUUCAAGUUGCUACCCCAAAUGCAAGUUCUGUUCCUAGCUUAAAAGAAUUCUUCUCCUUACAUGGAUCACCCUCUUGAUGGUACCUUCUGUAUUUGGAUGAUUGGGCAUGUUGAUAUUUAUAGAUGAUGGAUCUUUUAUCUGUCUUGCCUCAAUCAGCAAAAUGAGAUUCAUUGUAUUUUUCUAAGUUUCAUCCUUUGGGAUCCAAACAAAUAUUGCAUGUUUCUUUGAGUUCUUUUAAAGUUGAUAUGGGCAUGUAGAGAGAAUACUUAGAUAUAUGACCGUCAAUUCUAAUGAGUUGGUGCACAUUUAAAGUAGUUUGAUGUUUGUCAAUUAUCAUCCAUUAAUUCCAUGACACGGAAGUAUGAAUUGAUCUUGUCAAA
Quercus robur (English oak) is the source of this 4855-nucleotide messenger RNA. Its product is annotated as disease resistance protein RUN1-like. Lineage: Eukaryota; Viridiplantae; Streptophyta; Magnoliopsida; Fagales; Fagaceae. Gene Ontology annotation, molecular function: ADP binding; ATP hydrolysis activity; protein binding. Gene Ontology annotation, biological process: defense response; signal transduction. Bases 244 to 3852 code for a protein of 1202 amino acids. The transcript has 6 exons. The record is from RefSeq and is a predicted model, not a curated record.